This is a messenger RNA of Lodderomyces pseudojiufengensis, 1296 nucleotides long. RefSeq lists its product as uncharacterized. Bases 1 to 1296 code for a protein of 431 amino acids. Gene Ontology annotation, cellular component: cytoplasm. The transcript has a single exon. NCBI's taxonomy places the organism in Eukaryota, Fungi, Ascomycota, Pichiomycetes, Serinales, Debaryomycetaceae. The record is from RefSeq and is a predicted model, not a curated record. Gene Ontology annotation, biological process: protein import into nucleus.
AUGUCAUACGAACAAUCACAAGACCUUCCACCAAAAGUUCUACGAAUCAAGAGAAAAAGAGGUCAAGAUCCACUACAAGCAUUAAUUCUAGAAGACACAAGAUCAGUAAAGAGAUCAAAACCAUCAACACCAAUAUCAUCACCAGGUAGACCAUCAACACCAAUCAAUUAUCUAACCAAAGCUAACGAUUCUGCAACAACACCUACGUCUAAAAGAGAACCAUCAAAUCAAGCAUUACAAAGACAAAAACAAAUCGAAAAUUCAAACUAUCUAUUCAAACUUUCAACUACUGAAGAUGAUUUAAAGAAUUAUAAUGAUAAUGAAACUAUCCUAAGUUCUAUAUUAUCAGAAGCAACAUCUCCAUCGAAAUCGAGUGAACUAAAGCAAAAUGACCAGUUAUCAACUCAAAAUGAUUCAACUAAUAAAAAAACACCUUUCAAAAGGAGAUUUGUCAUACAACAACCUCAAAAACGAUCAAUCCCAGAAGAUUAUGGUAAAGAAAUUGGAUUAUCAAAUGAAGUAAGUAGUAUGAUUAAUGAUUAUGUAACAAAUGAAAAUGAUUCAAAUGUAAGAAGGAAAAAAAGAGGUGGUAAAACUAUAGCUCAACCGGUACAAACAAUAGACUCUUCUGAAAGUAAAUUAUCUACCAACUCAUCAUCAUCCAUACCAGCAAACGAAGACCAACAAGUACAAGAUGAAGAAGACGAUACUUAUGUCUAUGACGUAUACCAUCUAAUAGAUUCAGAACCAUUAACAACAGCAAAUCAUCCAAAAACAGAAAUAGGAUAUAUUAGAUUUUUUGAUGAUUUAGAAGAAAAUAAUCCAGAUUCAAUAUUAAUGAAUAAUAUUGAUGAAGAAAAUGAUGAUAUUAAUUCAAAUUUAAAAAAAACAAAUUUAUUAACUGAUGAUGAAGAUUCAAAUGCUGAGUCAUUUUAUCAAAAUGAUUAUCCAAGUGAUGAAGAUUUAGAAGGUUUGGAAGAAUUAAAUGAAUUUGAAGAUGGGUUUAAUAAAUUAAAGAUUGGAGAUGAUGAUGAUGGAGAAGAUCGAGAUUAUGAUGAUGAUGAUUACCAAGGGUAUGAACCUCAGGAUGGAAUUGGAUUUAAAGGUGAUGAAUAUUUUGAUUAUGGUGAUGUUGAAAAAUAUAUGAAUUUACAAGAUGAAGAAGAUGAAGAAGGAGAUGAUGAAGAUGAUGAACCAUUGAAAAGGAAUACUUUUUUUAAAAGUGAUGUUGAUGAUCCUCUAGCUAUUCAUAGAGACAAGAUAUUUGGAAAAUUAGAGAAAAUGAUUAAUGAAUGA